This is a messenger RNA of Bactrocera oleae (olive fruit fly), 961 nucleotides long. It is a transcript of the gene cato, whose product is annotated as cousin of atonal. NCBI's taxonomy places the organism in Eukaryota, Metazoa, Arthropoda, Insecta, Diptera, Tephritidae. Gene Ontology annotation, cellular component: nucleus. The record is from RefSeq and is a predicted model, not a curated record. Gene Ontology annotation, molecular function: protein dimerization activity; E-box binding; DNA-binding transcription factor activity, RNA polymerase II-specific. Gene Ontology annotation, biological process: positive regulation of transcription by RNA polymerase II; sensory organ development; axon development.
UCCAUGUUGAAACACAGUGAAGUGAGGAUCAAAAGAAUAUGAACUUGAACGCCAGCUCUUUUGUAAUACAGCAAAAGAUCUUAAAGCAACAAAGUCAACAAUCGCACUUGAUUCACACAUUUCCAAGGAAUUUUAGCGAUUUCUCUUAUGCAUCCUCCGAGGAGGAUGGCUCUCAACACUGCACAAGUAGCCCCAGCUAUGCGGACAUCGAUGUGGGGGGCUGCAAAGAGUAUUGUGAAAUGUUACGCGACUGGCCUUCAGCUGUAAGUUAUAUGCACAGCAACCCAUCACAACAAAUCACUGAAGCAGAACUCUAUCAAACCUACAUCUAUAACUCGGCGCAGCAGCAGCAGCACUAUGAAUUUAACACCAGCAUAGGUUCCUGUAAUGAAAGUGGAUCUACCAGCACCACACCCAGUGUGUCUGGUUCACCUGUCACCACUAAAUCUGGUAAAUCCAACAGACGCUCUGGCGGUCAUCUCCGCAGAGAAUUUCGGCCGAAAAGGCCAGACACCGCUUUGAAACCUCCUAGCCCGACUGUGCUUAAGCGGCGGCGUCAAGCAGCGAAUGCACGCGAACGCAAACGCAUGAAUGGUCUGAAUGAGGCUUUCGACCGGCUGCGGGAAGUGGUGCCCGCUCCGACGAUUGAUCAAAAGCUGUCCAAAUAUGAGACGCUCCAAAUGGCGCAGACUUACAUAACAGCACUUUGUGAGAUGCUGGAGAACGGGCUCACCACAGCCAACUAUAUAAUCCAUCGUGGCGAUCAAAUAACGUUCCAAGAGGAUAUUCGGCUGCAGUGAAAUCAAAGCACAACAACGGUAAAUGAAUGAGAAAUGAGUAAUAGGAGAUGUGCUGUGCAGUUCUAAACCAAAGCAAACCGCAGCAUGGCUGGAGUUCCCGCCAUGCUUUCGUUAGUGUUAAGUGAAUAAUGAAAUACUCUUAACUAAAUUAUAUAAAAAUA